This is a messenger RNA of Erinaceus europaeus (western European hedgehog), 774 nucleotides long. RefSeq names its product basic proline-rich protein-like. The transcript has a single exon. The coding region runs from base 1 to 774 and encodes 257 amino acids. The record is from RefSeq and is a predicted model, not a curated record. Lineage: Eukaryota; Metazoa; Chordata; Mammalia; Eulipotyphla; Erinaceidae.
AUGGUGCGCUCUGGCUCGCCCGGCCGCUCCCGCUCCCGCGCGCCCGGGCCUCCGCGGCCCCCGCCGCCGCCCCGCGAGCCCCGGCGGCGGCCCCUGCCCCGGCCCCGGCCGCCCCCCGCCGCGGGCUCCCGGCCGAUCACGGUCGCGGCCUCGGCCUCGCCCGGGGGCGCGAAGGGGAAGGCGGGCGGGGCGAAGGGGUCCCGCCGCUGGAGGCCGCCGCCCGGGCCCGGCGCCACAUCCACGCGCCCCGCGCCGCGCCCGCCGCCGCCGCCCGGGCCCCCCGCGCGCCCCCCGCGCGCCCCCCGGGCCCUAGGCGCGGGGCAUGCCCCGGCGCGCGCCGCCAACGCCAACGCCAACGCUCGCGGGCCCGGGGGUCGCGGGGGGCGUGCGGGCAGGUGCCGGCGCCGCGAGGCGCGAAUCGCCGCGGCGCCGGAGGCCGAGGGGCCCGGGAGGAGCGGGGGCGCGGGGCCCACCGGGCCGUCCUCGCGCGGCGCGCCGCCGCCGCCGCCCCGCUCCUCCCACCGCGCAGCGCCCGCCCGGCUCGUCCCGGCGGCGCUGGCCGGCCGCGUCGCGUCCGCCUCCCGCCGCCCCGGCCCGGCCCGGCCCGGCCCGGCCCGCGCCCUCCUCCCGCCCGCCCGUUCGGCUCCGCGGCUUCCGGGGCGGCGGGAGGCGCCCGGCGGCGGCGGUCCUCAGAGCGCGGCGGCGGUGGCGGCGGCGGCGGCGGCGCGGAGCUCGGCGUACAUCCUCCCGGCUGCUCGCUCCGGCUCGGACUGA